AUGGCACAGAAAUGGAAUCAAGAAACCCUGAUCACAGAUAAGGGGGUAGACCCCAAGUUCCUGAGAAAUAUGCAUUUUUCCAGGAAGCACAAAAAGAAGGGCCUUAAAAAGAUGCAGGCAAACAAUGCCAAGGCCAUGUGUGCACGUGCUGAGGCAGUCAAGGCCCUGGUAAGGCCUAAGGAGAUCAAGCACAAGAUGCCAAAGAGUGCCAGCUGCAAACAUGAUUGCCUUGCCUUGCUUGCCCAUUCCAAGCAUGGGAAGCAUGCUCAUGCCCACAUGGCCAGGGAACACAGGUUGUCCCAACCAAAAGCCAAAGCCCAAGUCAAGACCAAGGCUACAACUCCAGCUCCAGUAUCAGCAUUGACUCCGACUCCUGCCAAGGGUGCCCAGGCCCCCAAGGGUGGCCAGGUCUCUGUGAAGGCUCCAUAA
Sciurus carolinensis (gray squirrel) is the source of this 429-nucleotide messenger RNA. RefSeq names its product 60S ribosomal protein L29-like. The record is from RefSeq and is a predicted model, not a curated record. The transcript has a single exon. Lineage: Eukaryota; Metazoa; Chordata; Mammalia; Rodentia; Sciuridae. The coding region runs from base 1 to 429 and encodes 142 amino acids.